AUGUCGACCGCCGCGGCGAGAGCGCUCGCGGCGGCGGUGGACGCCGAGAGGCGAGCGACGAGCGCGGCGAAGGGACGCGCGCUCGCGAGGAUGGAGGAAACGAUAGACGUCGAACGCGUGGAAGACGGCGAGGCAUCGAGCGCGAUGGAGGUGUCGCCGAUUACGGUGUACGAGACUAAAUACGCCGAGGCACAGACGAGAAUGAUCGCCGUCAACGACUCUUUCAUAUGUUACGGGAUUCGAAACGGGCUGAUUCGCGUCUUUUCGCGAAAGACAUCGAAUGUUCGCUCGCUUUUGCGCGGCCACUCCGACUCGAUCUCGACGCUCAAGUUUUUGGCCAACACGGAUGUGUUGCUCUCGGUGGAUUUUCGUGGACGAGUGAUGGUACGGAAACUGUCUUUGUUGGAGAGCGACAUGAAUUCGUUGGAGGAUGAUGGCGCAAACGGGACCAUUACGGCGCAAACACUCGUGGAUUUUGAUUUUCAGGUCGACACGCCCGAGGGUCACUGGCCUCCGUCCGUGUGCUGGAUGCCGCUUGACUCGAGAAAGCCUGGACGAUGUGAAUUCGCUCUCAGCGCGGGCACGUGCGUGGUGUGCUACGAAUUUUCUCUCAUGAUGAAGGGUGAUGCUCCAGCGCUGGAAAUCGAUCUAAACGCACCGCCCGCUAUGAGUGGUUUACAGGUAAUAGAGUUUGACGCGCCUGUAUCGUGCGUUGACAGCGCACCCGUUGGGCGCAAAAUUGUCGCCGCUAGUGAGGGUCGAGCGUAUGUGUUGGUCAAAGCGGACGGCGAGACGGAAUUUGAGUGCACAGAUACGCUCCCUUGGACCGUAGAAACCGCCGUGUUCGCGUCUGCUGAUCGAGUGAUUCUUGGAAAUGAAAACAACUCCGAGUUGAUUGUUGUCGACGUGACUCAGGAGACGCCGUUUGCGGUCCAACGCGUCGUAUUCAAGUCCGAUAACGACAAGCUGUUUAACGUGGGAUUACAGCACAACCCGGAAACUGGCAUUGUUCUCCUGUCGAACACGCGAAUGAACGCUGUGUACGCGUUGCACUUCGACAAAAGCUUUGAUUACAUUGCGCGCUUCGAGGCGUCGCAACCGAUUUUGAGCUUUGACGCAAAUGUCAUUCACGAAGAGGACGGUGGCGCCAAGAUGCAGCUGUUUUGCAUGCAAACUCAGGCGAUUCAAACCUUGUCAAUGGCCGUCGAGGCGUGUGUACCUCCCGAAGGUGCUCUCGCUGCGGUCGGUUCUCCUGGUACUCCAAAGAGAACGCUCGAGCACUCGUCAUCAGCUACAUUACUCACGCCUGACAUGUUUGGUGGAGCUGAACUUGCUGGUGACGAGGAAGAUGAGGAACCCAAUGUCAGCUUGGAGAAACGAAUCUUAUCCGCUCCUGCCAUGGCUGAGCGAGUAGAUGAGUCUGAGAACGACGAGGACGACGGGGAAGAGUUCGAGUCUGCGGAAAUGAGUGAGAGCAUGGAAGCGGCGAUGGUGUCAAGAGUGCCCGUUGAUAUGAAGCAGAUUCGGGCCAUCAUUCGCGACGAAAUGCGCGAUAUUCUCGACGAAUUACGCGCGGAACGACGCAAAGCGGCCGAAGAGCGCGCUACGGAUAUGGAACGUGCACGCAAGGCGAGCGAAGCCGCCGCCGCAAACUUGAAGCGCGACAUCACGAGCGCCAUCGCAACUCUGAUGCAGCAACACUCAGUAGAGAACGCGAAGACUCUCGAGGCCGGUGUAGGUCGAGCUCAGUCCGUGGCCGCAACGAGUGCGCAGACAGCGUUGAAGUCCAUCGUCGGUCCUUCCAUUGAUGGCGCCGUUCGAGCUCAUAUGGAAACUUCUGUCGUGCCAAAGAUGGAAAUGGCGUGUGCCACUAUGUUUUCUCAGGUGAAGCAAACUUUCGAGCGCGGCAUGCUCGAUUUGAAUACUGAGCUUCUAGCCGCUCGUGAGUCCGCGGCGAUCGCGCAAGUGACUCCUUUCGUCUCUGGUCUUCGUCAAGCGACGACUGAGAUCCGGCAAGCGGCGACGGCAUUGAUGACUGAUGUCCCCAACCAAGUGGCGCAAGCGAUGUCAAAGAUUACUCCGAUCGCGCCGCCACCGGGUAUGUCACCAAAGAGUGUUCAAGGGAAGACGCUUGCGCAGAUCGAGCAGCGUCUGGAUCCGACGGCGGAGAUUGGAAAGUUGCUUCAGGCAAACCAAAUUGAUCGCGCCUUCAACGUCGCGCUCAGCAUGAGCAAGGUGGAAGUUGUGAUGUGGCUCAUCACUCAGGUUGCCAGUGACCGUAUUUUCGGUCAAAACCCGUGUCCGUUGUCUCAAGGCGUGCUUUUGUCGUUAGUGCAGCAGCUCUCGAGCGAUUUGGCUACACCAGACGCGCGUACAAAACUUGACUGGAUUCGGGAUUCCUGUCUCGCAAUCGAUCCGGCUGAUCCGUCUCUGCGCCAGCACAUGCGUCCAGUGUUGAGUGGCGUGCAUCAGGCCCUUAUGGCGGCAUCUAACUCGCCCGCGAGCGCUCCCGAUGUUCGUGCUGGAACUCGGCUGUGCAUCCAUGUCGUUAAUUCGAUGUUGUCAUCGUUGUAG
Ostreococcus tauri is the source of this 2574-nucleotide messenger RNA. Its product is annotated as WD40/YVTN repeat-like-containing domain. The record is from RefSeq and is a predicted model, not a curated record. Gene Ontology annotation, cellular component: P-body. NCBI's taxonomy places the organism in Eukaryota, Viridiplantae, Chlorophyta, Mamiellophyceae, Mamiellales, Bathycoccaceae. Gene Ontology annotation, molecular function: protein binding. Bases 1 to 2574 code for a protein of 857 amino acids. The transcript is spliced from 3 exons. Gene Ontology annotation, biological process: deadenylation-independent decapping of nuclear-transcribed mRNA.